CGCCGCCGCCCGCCGCGAUGGGAACCUGGGCCCUGGCCGGGAUGGCGCUUUGCAGCCUGGCUGCUGUGGCGACGCUAGUCUCAGCUGAUGAAGACUGCAAGUGGUUCAUGGACAGGAAUGGCUCAUGGCAUCCCGGCUUCAGCUGCCCCUUCUUCUCCUUCUGUUGUGGUGACUGCUACCAUCGCUUCUGCUGUUAUGACACCAGCAAACUCAUCACUGAGCGGCAGCAAAAGCACUGCAUGGCAUUCAGCCCCAAAGCAAUUGCUGGUAUUGCUUCAGCUGUGAUACUCUUUGUGGCCAUUGUUGCCACCAUUGUCUGUUGCUUCCUGUGCUCCUGCUGCUACCUGUAUCAACGACGGCAUCACAGUCAGACACCUUAUCAAGAUCACGAGAUCCCCCUGUCUGGAUACCCCCCUCAGGCUCUAGGACCUUACCCAGUGGACCCCAAAGCAGGGUCAGCACAAUUUCAACCUUAUGCUCCUGUGGCUCCUUAUCCCCCUGAAGGUCCGGCAGCACAGUACCCUUUAUACCCACCUGGACCACCAUACUACCAUCCUACAGCUCCCCCACCUUACCUCCCACCACAGCCUUCACAGCCCUACACCUGAAGAACAAUUUAACAGAGACUGUACAACAAAAGCCUUUCACCCUGGGCCUGCAAGUUACAUCUCCACUACAGAGCUUGUGUGAGUCUCCUGCCACACUGGAGUUUCCAUAUUGUUCUCUGCCAUUUUCCUUACUUGGUUGUUUUUUGCUCUGCAUGAUAGGAAGCAUUUUUAAAAUUGUUUUCCUCUGCCCUGCCCCCCUUUCUGACUGUAUUAUUGAGGGAAGAUUCUUCUCCUCGUCAUCUCCCAUCUGAGCUCAUAAAAGGCCUGGUGCAAGCACAGCAAAACAAGAUAUGUUA
Molecule: messenger RNA, 904 nt
Organism: Heteronotia binoei (common prickly gecko)
Lineage: Eukaryota; Metazoa; Chordata; Lepidosauria; Squamata; Gekkonidae
Gene: SHISA4
Product: shisa family member 4
Exons: 5
Coding region: 18-608 (196 amino acids)
Source: RefSeq, a predicted model, not a curated record